CGUCCGUAUACACAUGACUCCAUCCGCUACUGACACCCAAAACGCAUCUUCAACCUUUUUCAUCCUCAUCCAUCAAAUAUACCAUCAAACCCUUUUCCCUUUCUUCUCUCGAACAAUUUCCUUCUCCAUGGACUCGAUUCCCGAUCUGUCGCCGGUUAACGACCAACAUCAGCCUUACCCUGCCAGCCCAACUACUAACGGCGCCCACCCACCUUAUUCCGAUAUGAUAGUAGCAGCAAUUGUUGCUCUAAAGGACAAAGAUGGGUCCAGUAGACAAGCUAUAGCUAAAUACAUAGAACGGCAUUAUACAAAUUUGCCUCCUACUCACUCCAACUUGUUGACUCACCACCUAAAGCGAAUGAAAAACGAGGGUCAGCUAACGCUCGUCAAACACUCUUACAUGCUUCCACUUCCUAGAUCUGUUCCUUUCGAAACUCCCGCACCCACACCCACACCCACGUUGGACCAUGAUAUCGCUGACUAUUCUGUAACUUCUACUGAUACAUUGGGUACUACACCUGGCUUUAAAGCUGAUAAUUCUUCUGUUCAACCUAGGAGAAAGCCCGGCCGUCCUCCCAAACCCAGACACGAAUUCGGGUUCCAGGUACAAAAUCAGGUGCCAGAUGAACAGCCAGCAGCUGAGAUCCAACCUUAUGAACCUCAAUUCGAGCAGCACUUGGGUUCUUCUGGGCAAGAGUUGCAAGGAAAUUAUGCAGGGGCUGCUGAACCCAUCUUUGCUUCAUUAGGUUUGGGUGAUGAUGGUGUUGCACCAACUGUUGAGUCUCCUGAGAAUGUAGUGGUUUCAGCCAAGAGAGGCCGUGGUCGGCCGCCAAAGAGUUCCAGUGCUAGCAGAGCUGUUGUAACAAGUUCUGGCGGCGGUGAUUCUGGUGAGGCGGAGGCAGAGAGGAGAGUAAGGCGGAAAGUUGGCAGGCCUAAGCUGAUGUCAAUCAUGCUGUUCAAUGGUGGUGGUGGGAUUGGGAAGAAGAGGGGUGUUGGCAGACCCAAGAGAAUUGGGAGACCUGUGACUGUGCCUUUGUCAGGAAACGUGAUGAGGCCAAGAGGAAGACCUAGGAGGGUGGGGCCCCCUGCACAAAAUGUAUCUGUUAAUGCCAAUGGUGCUGAUAUUCAUACUGAUACUGAGCCUGCUUCAGUUUCAAGAUCCCGGGGUCGGCCUCGCAAAACUUCUGACACUGAUGCUGCAAACAAGCUACAAAACUCCACUUCACAAUCAUUUGGAUGGCCGGCUGAGUUUGUACCAGGGACCUCGGUACUCGUGACAGAUCCACAGCAGCUUGUAGCUUUCCAAGAAUUGAAGUCAAAAUAUGAGCAUUUACAAUUGAAAGCGAGGGAAGUGUUGAAUGUGGCAAGGCCAUACAUAAACAUAAACUCCGAAUAUGCAGCGAUUGAGGUACUGCAGGAGCUGGAAACACUCUUGGGAAUGGACACACCAUAACAUCUACAUCCACAUCAUUUCUUGAAAAUUAGGACUUUGUACGUUUAGAUUCAUGCUACUUGAGUUUAGGGUAUUUUGGUAAAAAGGGCUUGUAAGACACACUACUAGGCAUAUGAAUAAUUGUGGUUUGUUUGCUUUUUUUUUUUUGUCCAUGGAUUAAUGUAAUCAUGAUGCUAACAUUUUCA
Messenger RNA from Lactuca sativa (garden lettuce), 1638 nucleotides. RefSeq lists its product as uncharacterized. Gene Ontology annotation, cellular component: nucleus; nucleolus; nucleosome. Gene Ontology annotation, molecular function: double-stranded DNA binding; nucleosomal DNA binding. The record is from RefSeq and is a predicted model, not a curated record. Gene Ontology annotation, biological process: chromosome condensation; nucleosome assembly; negative regulation of DNA recombination. NCBI's taxonomy places the organism in Eukaryota, Viridiplantae, Streptophyta, Magnoliopsida, Asterales, Asteraceae.